AUGGCCAGCAAGAAGGCACGUCGCGAGAGUCUAAUGGCUGUGGACUCACUCAAAGAUUUGUUUGUGAACACUCUCUUGCCAGACAACGCCAAGCUGCGUUUCUUUCGCGAGCACCCUCUACGUGCGGCCCAGAAGUCGCCCGCGCAUUUACUACUCUGGUUCUUUGAGCACUGUCUAAGGACGGCUUAUGCGCAACUUACAAGUGUCUUGGCAGCUGGAAUGGACGACGCAGUCGACAGCUACAAGCGUGCGUGUCUGCGAGCAGCCAACACCCUGUUACGAGCCAAACCCGAGCAGGAGGCUGUGCUGUUAGCUAUGCUGGUCAACAAACUUGGAGAUCCGGACCGCAAAAUUGCAGCAUACCUGCAUCGCAUGUUGCAGGAAUUGCUACGGGAACACCCGGCCAUGAAGCGUGUGGUAGUGGAUGAGGUCGAACGACUGCUUACCCGUCCAAGAGUGUCGGAUCGUGCAAAGUACAAUGCUGUGCUGUUUCUAAACCAAAUUUUUCUCGAGGGCAAUGGAGUGAAUGCCGAUUUGGCUGGACACUUGAUCUCCGUGUAUUUCGGUCUCUUCUCGAAGGAGGUGCAUCAAAAUGAUGCGGAGAAGCCGGUGAAAAAGAUGGCUACAUCGAGUGCAAAGGAGCGCAAAAAGAGGGAAGCUGCAAGUCUCGGCUCGGAAGAGGCCAUGGACCGUAAGCUUUUGAGUGCACUGCUAGCUGGCGUCAAUCGUGCAUUUCCAUACGCGAAUGCCACGUCGGCUGACAUGACCAAAGAGAUGGACGCGCUAUUUCAAGUUGUACACCGUUCCCACCAUAGCACAAGUGUGCAAGCGCUUAUGCUGCUGUUUCAGGUCAUGAAAAGCACCAACUCCGUUUCGGAUCGGUUUUACACUGCGCUGUACGACAAGCUGAUUGAUCCCAAGGUGCGCGAGACGUCUAAGCACACGCUUUUUCUGAAUCUGGUUUUCCGCGCGAUGAAAGUAGAUGUGUCACCCGGGCGGACCAGUGCGUUUGUGAAGCGCUUGCUUCAGCUUGCUAGCGUGAUGCCUCCAGCCUUUACAUGUGCUGUGCUAUUUUUGCUGUCCAAGCUGCUAAAGGUAAAGCCCCAGCUCCGUACCCUACUUGACCAGCCCGAGGGUGGAUCAGCAAAUGACAUUGCCGCAGACUUUGAGUCCUUUCAUGACGCUGCCAUGGAAAGUUGCGAACUAGGCCGUGAGAAUGAAGGAUCUAAUGAUGAGGUUACCACAGAAGAAGUUGGGAUGCUAACAAACAAUGAAUGUCCAUCCGAUGCAGAGCGCUCAGCCAAAAUCCUUGCGCGGAUGUUUGGCAAGACCGAAGCGGACUUGAAGAAGUCGAAGGAAGCUGCAAGUGUGAGCUCUGACGACAAAUCUACCCGUGAGAGCGUCCUGUGUAGGGAUACUGGAGUUGUUGCGAACGGAUGUAUCUACGAUGCGUCAAAGCGAAAUCCGCUCUUCUCUGGUGCCGAAACGACCUGCGCUUGGGAGCUUGACUUGUUGGCCCACCACUACCACCCGUCCGUGCAGAGUUUCACCCGGCAGCUUGUCGACAACAAGGGUAUUGGCAUUCAGUACAGCGGAGACCCGUUGGUGGACUUUACGAUGCACGCAUUUUUCGAAAAGUUCGUCAACAAGAAGCCCCGACAUAAAGCGGGUGAGGUGCGUGGUAAUACUGGGGCGAAGGCAAAGAACUGGACGUUUGCACCCAUAAACACUGAGACCGUGCUGCAAGAGAACGAGGCUACGGUUGAUGCGAGUGAUUGCUUCUUUUAUAAGUUCUUCAAAGAACGUGCUUCUCGUGCUGCGGUGCAUCCUGGGAGCCGCCGCACCAAGAAGGUCAAAAAUGAGCGUGAUGGUGACGUAUUCUCUGACAUGGAGAGUGUAGGCGAAAACGACGAAGAGAUCGAGGCGUUCGCGCAGGAAUUGGCCGAAGGUAUCAUGGAAGACGGCAACCUGGAUGACGAAGACCUCGACAUGGGCAACUGGAGUGAUUCGAGUGGCGCUGGGGAGCUCACACUGGACGGUGAGGACGAGCAGACGGAGGAGUCUCAAGACACCUCCGAAUAUGCUGCUGUUUGGGAGGACGACGACGAUGUGGAUGAACAGGAGCACGACAGUGACUCUGAGAAUGAAUCUGACUUCUCGGUCUUGGGCGGAAUGGAUGGUGACGAUGAUGUGCUUCAAGAGGAGCUACAAGUGCUGGAUGCAAAGCGAAAGAAGCAAAUCCCACCCAAGGCUGGUGAGAAGCGCAAGGCGAUGUUUGCUAGCGCUGAUGACUACGACCAGAUUGUGAAGCAAGCUUGGCCAAACAGGCGAAGAGGUUCGAACACACAAAGGGCGAGAAGCUGA
This is a messenger RNA of Peronospora matthiolae, 2364 nucleotides long. The record is from the annotation of a GenBank genome assembly. Lineage: Eukaryota; Oomycota; Peronosporomycetes; Peronosporales; Peronosporaceae.